UUUGCAGGCGAAACUGAGGUUGAAGUCGGCGCAGAGGAGCAAUCACGACGGGCUUCGGAAGUCGCUUUUCGGAACCAAGAUGUGGAAGUCCGUGGCGGGACACAAUGUGUCCGUGAAGGUGGAGUCCCAAGGAGACGACUGGGACACAGACCCGGAUUUUGUGAACGACAUCUCGGAGAAAGAGCAGAGGUGGGGGGCGAAAACCAUCGAGGGCUCCGGCCGCGCAGAGCACAUCGACAUUCACAAGCUAAGGAGCAAAGUGUCCGCGGAACAUGAAGUUCUCAAGAAGAAGGAGUUGGAGGCAGCGCCCAAGGCGUCGUACGGUUACGGGGGCAAGUUUGGCACGGAGAAGGACCGCAUGGACAAGAGUGCUCUGGGCCAUGAGUAUGUUGCUGAAGUGGGGAUGCACUCGUCUCAGACAGAUGCAGCCAAGGGCUUCGGAGGAAAGUAUGGGGUGCAGAGGGACCGAGCAGACAAGUCAGCUCUCGGUUUUGAGUACAAGGGCGAAGUCGAGAUGCACACCUCCCAGAAAGAUUACGCCGUUGGCUUUGGGGGCAAGUACGGUGUGCAAAAGGACCGCCAAGACAAAUCUGCCCUGAGUUGGUCACACAAGGAGGAAUCGAAACCCCACGAGUCCCAGACAGAUUACGCCGUUGGCUUUGGGGGCAAGUACGGUGUGCAGAAAGACCGCCAAGACAAAUCUGCCCUGAGCUGGUCGCACAAAGAGGAAUUGAAACCCCACGAGUCCCAGACAGAUCAUGCCAAAGGUUUUGGGGGCCGCUAUGGGGUACAGAAGGACCGGGUGGACAAGAGCGCUGCUGGUUUCAAUGAGAUGGAAGCUCCAACUUCCUCAUAUGAGAAGACAACACCUGUGGAGGCCGCCUCUGCUGGAGCAGGUAACCUGAGGCAGCGGUUUGAGAGCAUGGCCAAGUCAGCCGAGGAAGACAACCGGAAGAGGGCAGAGGAGGAGCGAGCGCGUCGCCAGGCCCGGGAGAAGCAGGAGCGCCAGGCAGCCCAGAAGCAGCUGCAGCAGGAGGAGGAGCAACGGCAACAGGAGCAGGAGGAAACCCAGAGAUGUGAGGAGCCGAGGAGCAAUGCUGCAGCCCCCAGACUCUCGCCAGGGCCCAUGAAAGUGGGCAGAGAGGACAUUGGCUUUCCCCCUGUGCCACCGCCAGCCCCUCAGCACCAGGCACCGCCAGAGGAGGAAGAGGAAUCCCCUCCAGCUCUUCCUCCACGGAGCCUGCCCUGGGACGAGGGCGUUGCAGAGCCACCCAAGCCAUCUUACGUGCUGCCGCCGCCGCCGCUACCUGUGGACACGGAAAGCCAGGACCACGGCGGUGACUAUGAGGAAGUCGGGGGGCCCUUGGACCGCCAGGGGCCUCCCAGCUUGGAUGAGGAUUACGGGGACUAUGAGGAGAUGCCGGGCGGCCUGGAUGGGGACGAAACCAUCUAUGACAACGCUCUGGAUGCCGACCAGGAGGACUACGAGGAGAUCCCGGAUCAGGUUCUCAGCAACCGUGGGGGAGCGCCCUCGGCAGGAGCGAGCCAGUCAGGGCUGUGCGCUCGAGCCCUCUACGAUUACCAGGGAGAUGGGGACGAUGAGAUUUCCUUCGACCCUGGAGACACCAUCACGGCCAUCGAGCAAGUGGACGAGGGCUGGUGGCGCGGAUCCUGCCAAGGCAGGCAUGGCCUGUUCCCAGCCAAUUACGUGGAGCUGCUGCCAUGAUGCUCUCUGUUGUAAUGUGGAAACUGCGUUCCCCAGCCCCUCUGUGCCCCCACCCCAGCUUCCUUCUGUUUCACACCAAUAGGCUCCAAUCCAGCCCCUCGCAAGCACCUCCCAAUUCAUUGAAACAUACAGUAU
Lacerta agilis (Sand lizard) is the source of this 1861-nucleotide messenger RNA. RefSeq names its product hematopoietic lineage cell-specific protein-like. Lineage: Eukaryota; Metazoa; Chordata; Lepidosauria; Squamata; Lacertidae. Gene Ontology annotation, cellular component: site of polarized growth; cortical actin cytoskeleton; plasma membrane. Bases 80 to 1726 code for a protein of 548 amino acids. Gene Ontology annotation, molecular function: actin filament binding. Gene Ontology annotation, biological process: regulation of actin filament polymerization. The record is from RefSeq and is a predicted model, not a curated record. The transcript has 15 exons.